Molecule: messenger RNA, 1945 nt
Organism: Diachasmimorpha longicaudata
Lineage: Eukaryota; Metazoa; Arthropoda; Insecta; Hymenoptera; Braconidae
Exons: 3
Coding region: 1362-1820 (152 amino acids)
Biological process (GO): NADH dehydrogenase complex assembly
Source: RefSeq, a predicted model, not a curated record
UCUAACUGUCUUGUACUCCACUUUUAAAUAGCAAUUUUUAUCAACAAUCACAUACAGUAGCCCCGGAAAUUCGUGAACUCUCUAUUCCAAUUUUUUCUCGCAGAAUUUUUGCAAUCAAUCAAUAAAUCGGUCUCUAUCUCUCAUAUUUUUGGCUUCACCUCCUUCUCCCACUCAUAAAAAAUGAUUAUACACAUGAAGGAAAUCCUUCGGCAGUCUCAUUUUUCCAGGUGCAACAAAAAUCAGAACGAAAUCGAAAGCUCUCCCUCAUCAAUUUUUAUUGAAUCCAUUGAGUUAGGGUGUACGAUAAAAAUAGAAACAGGUUUCUCGGUUACACCGCGUAACUACGGGGUGACACGCGAGUAGACUAUUGAAAUCUCUACCUCUUGGUACCAUGGUACCCCUUCUGUAUUUACGAUACAUCCUUGAAAUGUCUAAGAAAGAGAGAAAUAAUCUGCAACUAUCGAUUGGGGGACUGUCACGAGGUAAGAAGUUAUUCAGUUUUAUUCGGUCUCAGUGAGGUAUGGUAGCUUCGGCGAAUGGGUGAGUUUGUCCCUCCAGAGGCUGAUUAUUUCUGAUGAAGGAAGUGAUCAAGUAAAUUACCAAAAAAAACCGCACCAUAUUCACUUAUUGUUUUCCAUGAUUUUUCGGAAUUUGUGAGAAUGAACAGGUGAAGAAAUAAUAUUAAUGAAUUCUUGGAGAGUUGAGAGAAUUCUCUGGUGAAAGUACAAAAAUUAUUUGAGGAAAAAAAAUUAUUUAUUUUACCGCAUCGUAAACAACUCCUAGCUUUCAAGAUUUUUACGCUGGCGUUCUAUUGUAUUGGAGUCUGAAUGAGAUUUUUCCAUCUCGCGAAUGUAUUAUUUGUACAGUUCUCGAGGUAAAAGGAUCCCUUGACUUGAAUGACAAAAAGGGCUCGGUGAGACAAAGGGAAUUGCAUCAAAAAUUCGCUUUUAAAGAAUGAGGAGAAUUUCAAAGAAACUCCCAGACGUUCUGAACGCACCUGAUGUUAUUUGUUUUUUAUUAGUCUUGAAAAUCCGAAACGGCCGGGUUAGACUGAUGUUCGAUCCUCAAAGUAUUCAAUUACUUUUCUAGUAUUUUUCUUAAUAAAAAAAACAAAUCGUUCACGUCUCCAUUGAGCGAAGAGAAAGCUCUGAUUUUUUCGAAUUAUCUAAUAUCUCCAAGAGUUCCUUCAACAUUUCCAAUUGUCAGAUCAUUCCUUAGAUAAUUCCCCAUCGACAUCAAAUCUUCACUCUGAUGGGUAUAACAAAUUUAACAACAGAACGUCUCAAACUCUGUUUGACUUCACGAGAACUGAUCAAUUGGGGAGCUGGACGGAAUGCUCGGACACGGUGAAGACAACAGGAAUGUCCAAAGCAGCUCUGGUCAUGCAGAAGACGCAAUUAGUUCAAAGGGCAAUAUUCUUCACUCUGUUCAAUCCCAGACCGAAUAGGACAGGAUACGCUGCUGUCAGAUGUGACACGAAUUUCGAUCUUUCCGGGUCUAAUUACAUAACUAUCAAGUGUAGAGGACAGGGAACCAAUUGGAAAUACAAAAUGUUACUCAGGCACAAGGGGCUCGACAAGAAUGCCGUUGUUUAUGGCCAAGUAUUCACGGCACCUGAAAAUGAAUUUGCAACCAUAAAACUACCCCUCGCUGAAUUCAGGCCCUACUACAGGGGGCAAGAGAGGCCCCUGGAGGAAAACCCCCUGGACACAUCUGCCAUAACGAAUAUUGGUCUGAAAGUGGACAUGGGACCUUACUUACCCGAGAACCAACCAGGUGUGGCUGCAUUGGAAAUUGACUGGAUCAAAGCCACCAAAUGACAACCUCCAUCCAUAUCAGAACGAUAAAUUCUAAAUUAAAAUGUUAAAACGCUUAUACGUGUCACAACAAAAUAACUCCAUCGUUUAUGUGAACAUUACAAAUAAAACAAUUGAUUUUUAUAACA